Xiphias gladius (swordfish) is the source of this 5138-nucleotide messenger RNA. It is a transcript of the gene scn4bb, whose product is annotated as sodium channel, voltage-gated, type IV, beta b. NCBI's taxonomy places the organism in Eukaryota, Metazoa, Chordata, Actinopteri, Istiophoriformes, Xiphiidae. The transcript has 6 exons. The record is from RefSeq and is a predicted model, not a curated record. Gene Ontology annotation, molecular function: sodium channel regulator activity; transmembrane transporter binding. Gene Ontology annotation, biological process: regulation of ventricular cardiac muscle cell membrane repolarization; cardiac muscle cell action potential involved in contraction; regulation of sodium ion transmembrane transporter activity. Gene Ontology annotation, cellular component: membrane; voltage-gated sodium channel complex. Bases 509 to 1204 code for a protein of 231 amino acids.
UACAUUGGGGCUCAGCUGGGGAGGAAGGAGAGCAGCGGCUUUUCCUCCUGUCCGCCUGUCUCCCUGCGUAGCUAUCUGUCGCUCUGUUUGUCUCCCUUCCUCUCGUCUCUAAUUGUCUCUCUUCCUGGCUGGCGCUGCAAUGUGGCUGUCUCUGCAGUGAAAGUGCUGGCUGGCAGAUUCUCCUUGAGUGAACCCUGACUGUGCGCAGUGAGCGUUUGACGCUCUGCCGUUGUCCUGUUUGCCAGCCUCUGAGUGAGCACCGGCUGCAGAAGCAGUCUCUUCCACAGGAGUGCUGCUGGGGCUGGCAACUAGGCUCACUACACCCAGGACCACUGUAGGUGCAACACUGGGACGUGCCGCGUUUGGGGUCCAGACACCCAGGCAGCAGCUUCCAGACUUAAUCCAGUGUACCAGAGAGGCCACGUUGUGCUAAGGGGUAUUCUACUAGAUAUUCUGAGCCUGGGCUGGAUCCUGCAACACUAUUUGUUCUGGAGCAGAUCUGGCUGCCAUGGAGGUCCUGUUUGUUGGGGGUGAACCCCUGAGGCUGGGCCUUCUACACACAGCCGUCGGCCUGAUCUUCUCUGUGCUGCUUGGUGUGUGGUCUGCUCAGGCCCUUGAGAUGUCUGUGGGGAAGGUUCCCUUCCUCGAGGCAGUGAAUGGCAGCACCGUCAUGUUGCCUUGCUCAUACUCGAGCUGUAUCGGCAUCAAGAACCUCUACUUCAACUGGCAGUUCAAUGAAAAUGGCAGCGUGGUAAAGGUCUGUGAGUCGGUGAUAGCAUCAGAGGAGGUGGAGCCAAAAGUGAGUAUAUACCGAGACCGGGUGGAGUUUGUGGGGAAAAACCAUCACAACAACAUCUCCAUCUUGCUGUGGAACAUCACGUUCGAGGACGGAGGCCAGUACACUUGUUUUGGACGCAACCCAAAAGAGAAGGACAAAAACCACAGUGCCAUCUUCAACCUCAUUGUGGUGGAUGAGUUGAGGGUGGUGGACAACACGCUGACUAUCAUCAUAGCCUCAGCUGUAGGCGGAGCCAUUGCAUUGUUGAUGGGCUUCAUGUUGCUCAAGAACUUCACUCUCUUUGUUCUUUCCAAGCUUGAGGAGAAAAAUAAGGAGUGCCUUGUAACUUCAUCAGGGAUCGACAACACAGAAAAUGGCCUCUCAGGAUCCAAAGCUGACUCAAAACCAACACCAAAAAAGAAAUAAGAAGGUGCAUGUAUAUAUACAACCACAGGAGUGCUCAUGUUUAUAUACAUUCUUUGCAUAUAUUUGUAUAUGCACAUGUGUUUGGACACAUGCAAAUUCAUUUCUGUUGAAGUUGGAAUCUUAAAAACUGGCUGUGGGUAUAUAUUCAUGUGCACACAAUACUGCCACAUGUGCACAGAACAGUAAGUGUGCAGAUGAUAUACAACUAAAGGAUGUGCAAAUCGUGAGUGCACACAUAAUUAUUUAAACGUCCACAUAAUUUAAUAAUUUACAUCCAAAGGGUAAUUGCACCUACCAGGGACACUGCAGCUUGACUUUUUUAGGACUAAUGUCCUAUCUUAUAUACAUUUGCAUCUCUCCUAUUUAAAUGUGUCCUGCUGGCACACAGAGCAGGAAGAUCAAAUCAAAAGAAGCCCAUACCUUUGUCUAAAUGGAAAAUAUUAUUCCCAAGUCAUUUCCGCUUUGACUGUGGGACUGACAAUUCAUUAUACCGUAGACUUACAGUAGACAGUGGAAGAACACUCACCGCUCUGGCAAUAACGGUGAAGGAGGUGCAACCUUAAAGAUAGUAAUACAGGAGGAAGGAGGAAGUCAGCUAUUUAACUAUCUACAGUUUACAACAGUCCACUUGUUGUUAGGACCCAUGAGGUUUAACGUAACCGUUUGACUCCCAAGUGUUUCCGCAGGCUCUGUAUACACAAGUAGAUUUGUUGAUUUACUGAUGGAUAUUUGGUUGUUUUAAUCAUUACCACCAGCAAAGUCAUCAUCUGGUACAUCCCUGCCAAGCAGUUACACAAAGUGAUUGUUAACCUGUCCUUCAACAUCAUUUUCUCUGGUUUUGUGUUUGUAAUUUGAGCAUUAGAUAUCACUUCAAGCACACCAUGGGUACCUGAUUUAAAAGGCUGUGUAGACACAGGGGGGCCCCUUAUUUUACUGGUAAUGGUCUUACGUGUUUACCGUGGUUAUGUAGUGAGUUUAAGCUUAGUGAAGGCAUGCUUGUUUAUAAUCAGUAAGAUACAUAUCUCUGGUAGAUGGUUUCCUUCUGAACUCAUUAGAUUAAAACCAAAUUAUGUGCACAUUUUAUUGGAUUAUGAGGAUGUUUUAUUUUAUGUGCACAGUUAUGAUAUUGUGUGGGUUGAAUGAAAAACAGUUGUAUGUCAUUGCACAGUUGCGCAAUGUUUAAAGUACUUUGUUGCCAUGAUAUAUCAAUUGUCUGUAGCCACAGCCAGAGAACACUGAAGAAAUAAUUUUUGACAGUUUUUCACCAAAAUCAAAACAAAUGAACAGUUCUUUGUUUAAGUGCUUGAAAUAGGGAAUAAUACAAUGGGCUGAAUCCUUCUUUCACUAACAACAAAUUCACAGUAGCCCUUCAAUAUAAUGGUGAACUUAAUCAAAAUCAGUGCUUGAUUUUGAAAUGACAGUGAUGUCCUAUCAUUUCACGCAGUUCUAUCUGACAGAUCUACUGAUCCAUUUGUUUCUACUUUCCACAAAACACCCAGUAUAUUAUCUGAUUUAUUCAAAAGGGUGAUUUUAGACUUACUAGCACAAAGGCUACAUUGACAAAAAAAUUGUAGGUUUCAUCCCAGUUCUUCAUCUUUUACCCUCUCCUUGCUUGAUAUAAACACAGGUGCCUGUUAGUGCUUCUCUGCUCCUCUGUCAGCGAGGACAACUACAUAUUGCAAAACAGUUUAUAAAACUCAGCAGACGGUAAUAAUACAACAAGCUUCUGAACUACAAUGAUAGACAAUCCCUUAAAACAACCCCCCCCUUCACUCUCUAGAAAAACGAAUGACCCCUGAUAACGAUGCUGCUGCUUUUAAGACAAAUAACCAAUGCAUUUUAAGCAUGUGCAACAUGGGGCAGAUUUUAGACACAGUGCUUGAAAACAGACAUGCAUACUUUUUGGAAAAUCAUGUUCUAAUAUAUUAACACUGGUAGCAUCAGCGCUGAGGUUAACUGUAAAUCCCAUUUUAUGCCAUGCUACUUUCAUUGUGCUAACCCUGGCUAAGGCUAAGCACUAUUUGGUGAUGUGGACCUGGACUCUGUAUGCCCGGAUCAGGCUCUACAUAUUCCCUUUGCUUAGUAUGUGCCUCUUCAUGGAAAUGGCUUGUUUUUCCUAAAGACUGAAAAAGGUCCAUUUGAUCAGUGUUUUACUCUUUACAAUAAAUAAUUUUUACCUGCUGCACUGCAGCGGGAAAGAUAAACCUGGUUGCCCUUUCCAUGCAUACAGUAAUUGAUCCAUAAAUUCAUGGUUUAAAUUAUUAUGGGCUCAGGUCUCAGAUAGGCUGAGUAGGGGGGCUGCAGUUCAAGAAUAAACCCUGUUCAAGCAGGAAACGGAUAAGCAGGGGAAGUGAUGCUCUCAGUGCAGCCACUGACUGCGUCAAACAGGGAUGAUUCCUACUGAGCAUCACAUCAGGAGAUGAAUGUAUCUGCAUCAAACUCAAACAGUGAAAUAUAAUUUUAAGCUGCAUUUACAAUAUACAUCGGUUGCACAUUCAAGACACUGAAUGUCUGGCUUUAAAAAGAAAUACCUCUGGAGAGUGGGACAGGUGUGUGGGUAAACACUUUGUCAGGUCAGAUAUAAAUGUACCUCCCCAGUCGCAACAAGUGUUAAAAGAGCGUACUGUACAGUGAAGUGGGAAUUUCUGUUGGUUUUCUGAAACUCUCUGUUAUGUCAGUAAUAAUGUGCCUCCAGUCUUUAAUCGGUGGCGUGAAGCAAUAUAUUAUAAAGUGUCGGGCACUUUAAGAAGUUGUAUAUUUUUGUGUAUGUAUAAUCCAAAUCAGUGUUGGUUUGUCACAUUGUUCAUCAUAAUGAGACGAAAGGAAACCAAACAGCACACAUGAGGAAAGAGGCAGGAGCCUCGAUUCUUUAGGGUGCCAUGAAAUGGUAUUGUUUGCUACUCACCGUGAUGUUGAACAUGUUGAAUUAGAGGGCGAGGAAUCCAUCAAUUUCCAGUCUUUAUGCUAAGCUAACCGUCUCCUGGCUGUAGCUUUGUAUUUACCAUACAGACUUGAGAGCAUUAUUAAUCCUCAGCAAGAAAGCAAAUAAAUGUAUUAUUCUCUCAAGAAUAAACCAGUGGAUCAUGAAAAAAAGGACUGAUUUGAUAGGACUGGCAGAAAAGCAUAAGUGCUGAAACAUUUUUAAUGACCUCAUCAUCCCAUUUAUUUUGGGAUCUUUUAGAAGAUAGAAGAUGUGAAGAAGAUAUUGCAGGUACGCAAGGUGCGAGAAAUAUUAUGGGUACUGUACAUUUGUCAUAUGUGUGUUGUUUGGCUUUCAAGAGAAAAUCCACCCUCGAGCAGGACUAUGAAUUGCAUUAUUGAGAAAUCUGAUAUUAACCUUUAGGCUGUCGUUGUGACUUUGGAACCAUGAGGACAUAUUUUCGUGGGAUCAUAAAAUUAAAUGGUAUAAUUGCAAAAUUAAAAAUUAAGUCAUCUAUUUUAACUGUAGAAGAGUGGGUUUUCUCUGACUAAUCUCUGCCAGUUGCUGUCUAAUUAGACUCGGUUAAACAAAAAAGGGAUUUGUUUGAAUUACCGUCUUGCUGAAUCAAUGAGUUGAGAAAAAAAAACUUUUGGUGGGUGUUGAGAUUGUGUCAGUGAGGGCAUUAUGAGGACAAGCAACUCUAUGCAAAUUACAACAGAAGUGAAUCCUUUGACAAUUUGUCACACUGCACCUUUGAGUUACUGUGACAGUUCCGUAAGCAAUAUGCAACAAUAGGAGAUGUCCUGGAUCAGGGAGUUGUGAUGAUGAGAUGCAGGAUGAAUGGGGAGCAUCCAGAAAGGAGCACCGACUGGACUGGAGCCCCUGUACUCAAUCAGAUCCUGCAGAGCAUGUAGACUCACAAAGUCAUACUCCGCUGCUGCUCUCUGCACACAAAUAAACAGCUCUAAUGCUCUGGCUCAGCCUCAAAUGAUGUCUCCAUUUCCACCCUCUCAU